UGUCAUGUCACAUGACGAGUCAUGUGACAGUGAAAUACUAGAAGCUGUUGUCUCUGACUCUGUUCUGUAUUCUUACUCAGCUCGGAUUCUUCAUACUGGAGUCACUCUCUAACGAGGUUGCCCAGAAUGCUGUCUUUGGUCAUAAUCGCAGGCCUACUUGCCUUUACCUCUGGUAAACCAUGUGAUACUGAAGCCAACCGUGAGCUGUACCUGUCACUCAAUAAGAAUCUCCUUCACUCUCUGGAGACGACGGAAGGACUCCCCAAUCCUAGUGUUCACUUGGCAUUACGGCUUUCUAAUUACCACAACCUCGCCAAAGAGAGCGAACACCUGAAUAGACUGAAAAAUUAUUUGCACAAUGACAUUCAAAGCUCUCUCACUAACAGCCAAUCUGUGGUCGGCCUCAUGGCGCUGUACACUUUGGCUUUGAAGUCCUCCUGCUACGACCACAACACAAUCACCUUCACCGUCAUUGAGAAGAGUGAAACGCUGUUGACACACCUGAAGAAGCAGAUGGAACAAGAAAAAGAGCAUAUUGCCUUCAGCCAUCGCCCUUUGACCAACUAUUACCAGUACUCUCUGGGUGUGCUCGCUCUUUGCGUGAGCGGCAUCAGGGUCAACAACCAUGUCAGCAACAAGCUCAUCAAGGCAGUAGAACAUGAGCACUUCGAACAUGGAGACUCUGAGAGUAUUGAUACCUAUGCCAUGGCUGGAAUGGCACUCCAGUGUGUGAAGAAUGCUGGUUCUCAUGUGCAGAAUGCUGCUGAGCUCGACACUGCCCUUAGCAAGAUCAAGCAGAAGCUCUUGGCAUCUAGUAGGACAGACGGUCACAUUGGCAAUGAGUUCAGCACAGGCCUCGCAGUUCAAGCCUUAUUGGCGAUGGGCAGCCCAGUUGCAGAGUGUGCCGCCUCAAUGGAGGCCAUGAGGACAAGCGCCAGAAACAACAUAUACCACAACCCCAUGUCCAUAUCUCAGAUCCUGCCAGCGCUCCAGCAGAAAUCCUACCUAGCAGUUGAAAGCAUGGACUGCCUCAAUGAGAGUGACACUCUAGUGCUGGAGCCCAUUGAUCCUGUGGUGGUUUUACCUAGCCAGACCAAAGUGACUUUGAUGGUGGAGGUGGUGACGUCCAGCGGGGCAGCUGCUGUUUACUCUGUGGAUGUGCCAAAGGACAGCUCUCUGUUGGACGCCCUUGAACUUCUCAAGACAAGAUAUGAUAGCUUCAAGUUUGAGACAGAAUCCAGCCUGUGGGGACCUUUCCUAAGUGUGGUGAAUGGAGAGCAGGCCAGACAGAGCGACCGCAGAUACUGGCACCUCUCCUCUGAUGGCACUGCACUCAGUCAGGGUGUCAGUGAUUUCAAGAUCGAGGCGGCUCAAAAGAUCACCAUCAAAAACACAAGCUACUGAGAGUCAGUCACUGCAGAUGCAAAAGUGAUUGAUGAGGAUCAAAAGCAGUUCAAUCCUUUUUCUAUUCUUUGUUGUUUUAACCAGUGAUUAUACUUAAAUUGUCUGAUGCUAUAAAUGGUCAUAGUGGUUUCACUGAAUUUUUUCAUUUCAAGUAGGUUUGAAGCUUAAAAGUAUAAUUUAGAACUAAUUGAACAGACUUUGCAAUGUAAAUUAAAAAGCUUUGGAUUGUAAAAUGAGUGUGAAAUGUUUAUUCAAAUGUCUUACAAAGAGUGAUUGUGCUUUUUUUAAACAAUUAAAAAAAAACAGUUGUGAUGGCUGUU
Molecule: messenger RNA, 1724 nt
Organism: Sander lucioperca (pikeperch)
Lineage: Eukaryota; Metazoa; Chordata; Actinopteri; Perciformes; Percidae
Gene: tcn2
Product: transcobalamin II
Exons: 10
Coding region: 127-1404 (425 amino acids)
Biological process (GO): cobalamin transport
Molecular function (GO): cobalamin binding
Source: RefSeq, a predicted model, not a curated record